AUGUCUCAGUUCGACACUGCUCCUCCCAACACCCACGCUGGUGGAGACGAUGAUGCCCUCCGAGCACGGGGCAACCUCCCCAUGAAUGCAACGAAUAGCGCCGACGAUAGGGUGGAUAUGGAGGCGUAUAGGCAGAAUGUACCGCUGUGGAGACGAUUUUGGCAGCACAGUCUAACACAGAUGAUGCUCAUCAGCAUCCAGGCCUUCUGCGGCCCGGCUAUGGCAGAUGCAAUUGCUGGACUUGGUGGAGGUGGCUUGGCAACUCCACAGACAUCUAACAUUGCUACUGCAAUCCUGUACAGUAUGCUUGCUACCGUUUGUUUCCUUGGUGGGCCCAUUGUCAACAAGCUGGGUGUAAAGUGGGCACUGGUGCUCGGAGCUAUGUCGUUUCCCAUUGAAGGCUCGUCCUACUACUGCAACAGCAAGUUCGGCAAUCAGUGGUACCUUAUUCUUGGCGGCGCCAUCAGUGGUAUCGGAACGGGCUGCUGGUAUGUUGCAGAGGCCGGAGCGAUUAUGUCCCUCGCGCCCUCUGGCGCACGUGGAAAGUACCUGGCAUUGUGGAUCGUGUCUCGCAACCUCGGCCAGCUUGUUGGUGGUGCCAUCAACCUGUCCAAGAACUUCGAAAAGGGCGUCGAGGGUGGUGUCACACCAGACACAUAUGUUGCCUUCUUGAUCAUCGAAUGCCUGGCUCUGCCAUUCGCGUUCAUGAUCUCUCCACUAGAGAAAGUGGUGAGGUCCGACGGAACGCGCAUCCUGGUCUCGGAGGCACUUUCAACGAAGGAAGAAUUGAAGCGUAUUAGUCGUACUAUGACGUCAAAGCUCAUCCUGCUCUCGGCGUUCUGGGCUCUAUGGUCAUUCUUCUACAGUGGUACUUGGUCAACUUACCUCGCCACGUACUUUUCCGUCCGCUCUCGGGCCUUGUCCUCCCUGGUGUCACCGUUCUUCUGCAUUGUCGGCUGCUUCGGUUUGGGAUUUAUCCUCGAUCUGAAGUGUCUCAGCCAGCGACGGAGAGCACAGCUUGGUCUUUUCACGGUCGUCGUUCUCAACUUGGGCGUCUACAUCUGGUCAAUUGUCAUGCAAGUGCGAUUUAAUGCAUCCGACCCUGGAGCGAUCGACUGGGAUGACAGCCUGUAUGCAUCCUCGUUCCUCCCUUACUUUUUCGUCCAGACCACCGGCCCGCUGUCGCAGUCGUACAUGUACUGGCUUCUUUCAUCAUUUGCCACUGAUGCCCAAGCAAAUGUCCGCAACGGUGCUGCAUUCAGAUGUCUCGAAGCUGUUGGCCAGGCAAUCGCUUACGGCAUGAACACUAAGACAAGCACAAGCCCUUUAAUUGGAAUGUGCGUGAGCUUUGCCCUCAUGGCUGUUGCUGUGGGUCCGAUGAUCGUCUUGGUAAACUCGACGCCUGACCGGAUCCCGGCCGAUGUUAUUGCUGAAGAGAUCCAUGGUGUUGAAGUUGAGAAAAAGUCCAACCCACCAGUCAUUGUCUCUGAUGCAAAGGUUUGA
This is a messenger RNA of Neoarthrinium moseri, 1503 nucleotides long. RefSeq lists its product as uncharacterized. Lineage: Eukaryota; Fungi; Ascomycota; Sordariomycetes; Amphisphaeriales; Apiosporaceae. The record is from RefSeq and is a predicted model, not a curated record. The coding region runs from base 1 to 1503 and encodes 500 amino acids. The transcript has 11 exons.